This is a messenger RNA of Umbelopsis ramanniana AG, 417 nucleotides long. RefSeq lists its product as uncharacterized. Bases 19 to 225 code for a protein of 68 amino acids. The transcript is spliced from 2 exons. Lineage: Eukaryota; Fungi; Mucoromycota; Umbelopsidomycetes; Umbelopsidales; Umbelopsidaceae. The record is from RefSeq and is a predicted model, not a curated record.
UAUGUCAGUUUUUGAAAUAUGCACAGAUACUUCGUAACAAAGGAUUCUCCAUCGAGAACGAUGAAGAAGCACUGCGGGCUAAACUGGAAAACGUACAAAGCCAUUUACAGCAAUCUGAGCAGUUCCAUGGUAAACUCAACCAACUCUGGGCACAGCUUCAAUUGGUUCGAGAGUCCAGCCGGAUCUAUGGAGGAAAUGAAGAUGAUAAGGGGUGGGCGUCUGUGAGUGAGAAAGACAUGCAAACCAUCUCCAAGGUGUUGGAAGACCAGCAGAAUGGUCUCGCUCAUGUUAUGAAAAUAUUACGUGACGAUGUUCAAGAUGCCAUUGUACUCAGUCAAGCCCUGCAAGAGCAAAGUCAAUGAAAUACUUACAAUCAAUAAAAUUUGCGUCGUCUCACUGUGUGUUGCUUUUUUUUAA